CAUCGGUGUCCCAACGCCCAUCUCCAUCAUCCGCUACACACAUAUCACCUCCCCCUCAUCAUCUCUGGAGUCUUUGAUCAGUUUAUGUGCUAAAAAUUAAGAUCCGAAUCUCAGAAUAUCAUCAUCAACAUGUCCUUUGCCACAAUCCAAGCCUUGGAAGUCGUCAUCACGGGUUCAGAUAACGAGAAGAAGGUUUUACGACUAAACACGCUUCGGGAUGAACUGGAAACACUCGAAUCUCCGCCAGAUCUCCAACCUUUGCUCACAUCUCUCAAGAGCUCACUGGAUUCUUCGAAUGGGCAUCUAUCUUAUGCUGCACUUGCUUGUUUACCACCACUUGCCCGCACACUCGCUUCACCGGCUCAUCAAUCUGCCCUGAAGCAGCUUGUCUUCUCGCUCUAUUCUCCGGCCUCAAGUAGUGUGGCUAGCUUUCUCGGAGAUGCCAAACAGCGAACCCGGGAGACAGCACGAGCUGCUCUUUUCGGCGCCGCCUCAGCCGCCUGUGAAGCCCAUGUGAUCUCCCAAACUUCUCCCCGGACGGAUGAUGUCUUGCAAGAGAUUGAACGUAUCGUGAAAGAGCAAGGGUUUGCCAGUAAGAUUGCUCGGGCCCGGGUACAGACUCUCUAUUAUCUUUCCGAGAUCCGCUCCCGGUAUCCGGCGUUGAUUCCAUUCAAGACCUAUUUACCUUCUCUGGUUUCACUGCUCGAGGACUCCGAUGUUUCUGUUCGAACUGCUGCAUCAGAGUGCGUUACUACUGUGUUUUCUGACCCAUCAUUGCCAGCAUCUGCUCGAGGGGAUCUCAAAAAUGAGCUGGCAAAGCAAGGGACACGGCGUUCAACGGUCGACAGUAUCCUAGCGAAAGUCUUCACCACCUCAAACCCGCCUGGCAAUAACACAACUGCCGUUGGAUCUGGUGCGGACGAUCCACCCUUGACACAGACCGAUAACACUGUGCGCGAUCAGGCGGUCGAUUCCAGUAGCAACCCUUUAGCCAACUCGCAAACUGGUCCACCUGGCUCAGAACCGCCACCCCCUUCGGGAAUAAUUAACCCAGUUUUUGUAUCUGGUCCCCGUGAAUUGGAAUCCAUCUUUGCGAAAAUGUUGUCCCCAUGGGAAGGCAAAGAGACUGAGCACAACUGGCAAGCACGAGAAGCUAAUAUGAACACACUUCGUGGUAUGAUUAAAACUAAUGUCCACAUGCAGUACACUGCCGACUUCAUCGCUGGUCUCAAGUCGAUUUCUGAGGGAUUAUUGAAAUCAUUGGCCUCUCUACGAACAACCAUGGCUGUUGGUGCUUGUAAUGCAUUCGUUGAACUCAGUGUACUCGGCCCUGCACUCGAUCCAUUGGUUGAUAUAAUCUUGCCUCCACUGCUUCGUAUGGCAGCCCAGACGAAGAAAAUCGUCUUUCAAGCCUCGCAGGCUGCAGUAACAGCCCUCAUCAAGUCAACAUAUCAUCCUCGUGUCCUGCAAUAUCUUUCAGCGUGUGUCAAUGAAAAAACUGUCCAAGCACGCAUUGCAGGUGUUUCUCGAAUCAAAGAGUUUCUGGAUUUUCAUGGUCAACGUUCCAAAUCUCAGAUUGAAUCAGGGGGUGGACUUGGAAUCAUUGAAAAAGUGCUACGACGAUCGUUGGCUGAUGCUAGUCCUGUAGUUCGAGAAACUGCCCGUGAAGUGUUUUGGAAUUGCUCUGCAAUAUGGCCUCAAAUGACUAGUCCCCUAAUCGAAUCACUCGAUGGUCCAACCCGCAAACAACUAGAGAAGGCUAGUACGGGUCGCCGAGCCGUUUCAAGCGCGUCGUUUAAGACUGAAAAGGAACCUUCCAGUCGAAUCUCAGUGAGGUCACUGAUCAAAUCCACACGUUCUGCCCACCGUGCGGCUGAAACCCCGAACGUGGCAAAAGCGGCACCCAUCUCCCCCAGACAAGUCGCCAAUAGCCUCGGUGGAAUCGAAUCUCCUGCGAUCAAGUCAACAGGUGCAACCUCUGGCUCUGGUCUGGCACAUCGAACCCCUGAACGCCAGAAUACUGCACAAUCGCCGCGCAGAAACGAUCUUAAGCGUAGUGUGUCUGCGCGUGAUCCGCCCACUGGCGAUCGGUCCAAAUCGUCAAUUUCAUCCCCACCACUCGGACUGGCUAUCAGUAAAACGAUGAGCCCUCACAAAACCAGUCCAGCAUCACCGAUCUCUCGGAUCGCUGUACGAUCAGCUAGCACAGGGAAGAAUUUUAGUCCCCCCAAUCAAAGACUUCAAUCGAGGAAGGUUUUGAGCGCGGAAAACAUCGUCGAAGAUGCGAUGAAAGCGCAAGCUGAGCAGGCCGAAUCUGCGGCUCAUCGACUUCUGGAGCUCACGGAAGAUGAAAACGAGCUCCAGCCACUUGUGCCACUUGGCCCGGGUGGUGUUUUACUGCCAGCAACCACUCGCGCUGAUCAUGUCCGGCUAACUCAACUUGCGCAAUCAAACAUCCCCAAACAAUUUCAGGCCACGACCAACAAAGAAACCAUGUGGAAACAAUUCGAAGAUUCUCCACGCAAUCAUCUUCAUAUUGCAGUCGAAGAAGUCCCUAAGAAAGAGAUCGCGCAUCGCGGAAACAAAAAUCUUUGGUGGCACCGCCAAGCUGAAUUGUCGAUGUGUGCGGGUCGACAAGAUGCAUCCCCAAGCGACAUCCUCAACUUGAUAGCUCAAAUUGAGGAACAUCCACCAACCUCUCAAGAUCGUCAAAUAUAUCUAGAUUUGUCGCAAGCGUGCUAUGAACAUAGAUGCUCAAUAGGCAAGGUAGAUAGCACCGGUACCAUAAUCAAAUCCGAAGAGAAAUCCCAGAUGGAAAAGAACAUGGAGUUCUGGAUGGACCAGAAUUUGUUUGACAGAUUGUUUGAAGCCCUAAAAGAAAAAUUAAAACAGAAUGUUUCUGUAGAAGUUAAAGAUGCUCAGUUAGUCCUAUUAAGGGCAUUAAUACUAUAUGAGACCAUGUUGAUGGGUGGCAAGGAGACCGAACUGUGUGAAUUGUUAUUAUUGGUGGCUUCGGAAGGUGUAUCGAACUUAAUCAUUGCAGUAGAAGCCUUAGGAAGCUUAUGGGCCGAAACAAGUGAUCCAGUUUAUGGCUUAAGUUGUUUGCGAAGUUGUGUUGAAAUCGUCAGCCAACGGAAUUUGAUCAACCAAGCUUCCUCCAACCAACCAGGAUCGGAGAAUUGGAUGGGAUUGGCAAUGAGCUGUCUCGGUGGAUUUUUCUGCAGACUGCCGGCUGAAAUUGUCGAAGAGGAGUUACCCAAAGCUAGCGAACUGAUCAAACGAGCUCUCAAUCAUCGUCAAGCCGAGAUUCGCAUGUCAGCCGUCAUGAGCUUGGUUUCAGCAAAUCAAGUAAUCAAGAACGAUCGGGAAAUCUUCCAAGUUUUGGGCAACCUGACCACUGCUCAAGAAGCCCUGAUUACCUAUUAUUUAACUCCAAGUCAAUAGCCCCAUAGUCGGUCAUCACCUUUUUUCGAUUUUACUUGUUAUCAUCUUUUCUAGACAGUCUUUCUACGCAUUAUUCUGUCCUUCUCAUGUCAGCUUCAAAGGCAUCCGAAACUCUCAGCAAAUCCAAGCAUUAUAUUCCAAUGCUUGUUCCUCAUCGGUCUCGUAUAAGAACACCUAUUUGUGCUUUCUGUAUCAAACUAUCUUCUUUCUUUACUUCUUCCCUCUAUUUUUCUGUCCUUUGUUCCUUUCUUUUUUUUCUUUUUUUUUUUUUUCUUUUUUUUUCUUUCUUUUUCUUUCCUUCGCCCCCCUCCUUUUUUUUUCUUUCCUUCAUCCCUUUCUUCUUUAUUUUCUUUCUUUCGUCCCUUUCUUUUUUUUUCUUUGUUUCGGUACUUCUUUUGUCUUUCCUUUUGUUGUUGCGGGAGGGGGUAAUUUUCCUAUUUUUUCAUUUGAGAUGUCCCAAAACACUUCAUCCACAUAUUAUUUUGGUGGAUCGUUAUUGAUAGUUUGCUUAGAAAACUAUGUACUGUAUCCCACUUGUUUUGCUCCUGUCAUCCCGUCCUUGCACUAUGCCUGCCCUUUCAUUCUUUGUAGUAUGGACGCAAAUACACCCACACACUCUCAUAUAUACAAUAUAGAUAUUGAUCUAAUCUAAAGCAGCUUUUGUUGGCAAUGCACACUCCUUUUUGACAACAAUCAA
Puccinia graminis f. sp. tritici CRL 75-36-700-3 is the source of this 4141-nucleotide messenger RNA. RefSeq lists its product as uncharacterized. NCBI's taxonomy places the organism in Eukaryota, Fungi, Basidiomycota, Pucciniomycetes, Pucciniales, Pucciniaceae. Gene Ontology annotation, cellular component: cytoplasmic microtubule; mitotic spindle midzone; spindle microtubule. Gene Ontology annotation, molecular function: microtubule binding. Gene Ontology annotation, biological process: mitotic spindle assembly. The coding region runs from base 130 to 3444 and encodes 1104 amino acids. The transcript has 9 exons. The record is from RefSeq and is a predicted model, not a curated record.